AACUUGCCCUCUCGGCCCUCACUUCCGCCGGAAGCCGCUUCCAGCCUCAAUUGCCCUUUGCUUGGUGCACGCGCCGGGGUCCGAGCGCCGUACCCACUGUUCCCGGCGCCCGUAAGACCACAAUGGCGGCCGCCACCCUGCUGCGUGCGACGCCCCUCUUCAGCGGUCUCGGCGCUGGCCCAACAUCACUGUUGCAGGGUCUGUUGCGGCCGCUGAAGUCCCCGGCACUGCCCCUCUUGUGCCGCGGCCUGGCCGUGGAGGCCAAGAAGACCUAUGUGCGCGACAAGCCCCAUGUGAACGUGGGUACCAUCGGCCAUGUGGACCACGGCAAGACCACACUGACCGCAGCCAUCACGAAAAUUUUAGCCGAGGGAGGCGGGGCCAAGUUUAAGAAGUACGAGGAGAUCGACAACGCCCCAGAGGAGCGAGCCCGAGGGAUCACCAUCAAUGCGGCCCACGUGGAGUACAGCACUGCCAACCGCCACUAUGCCCACACAGACUGCCCCGGUCACGCAGAUUACGUUAAGAAUAUGAUCACAGGUACUGCCCCGCUGGACGGCUGCAUCCUGGUGGUAGCAGCCAACGACGGCCCCAUGCCCCAGACCCGAGAACACUUACUACUGGCCAAGCAGAUUGGAGUGGAGCACGUGGUAGUGUAUGUGAAUAAGGCGGACGCCGUUCAGGACUCUGAGAUGGUGGAGCUGGUCGAGCUGGAGAUCAGGGAACUGCUCACGGAGUUUGGCUACAAAGGGGAGGAGACUCCGAUCAUCGUGGGCUCUGCCCUCUGUGCCCUUGAGCAACGUGACCCUGAGUUAGGCCUGAAGUCUGUGCAGAAGCUGCUGGAUGCUGUGGACACUUAUAUCCCAGUGCCCACCCGGGACCUGGAGAAGCCUUUCCUGCUGCCUGUGGAGUCUGUGUACUCUAUCCCCGGCCGAGGCACGGUGGUGACAGGCACGCUCGAGCGUGGCGUUUUGAAGAAGGGAGAUGAGUGCGAGUUCCUGGGACAUAGCAAGAAUAUUCGCACUGUGGUGACAGGCAUUGAGAUGUUCCACAAGAGCCUGGAGAGGGCGGAGGCUGGCGACAACCUGGGGGCCCUGGUCCGAGGCUUGAAGCGGGAGGACCUGAGGCGUGGCCUGGUCAUGGCCAAGCCGGGCUCCAUCCAGACCCACCAGAAGGUGGAAGCGCAGGUUUACAUCCUCAGCAAGGAGGAGGGUGGCCGCCACAAGCCCUUUGUGUCCCAUUUCAUGCCUGUCAUGUUCUCCCUGACUUGGGACAUGGCCUGUCGGAUCAUCUUGCCACAGGGGAAGGAGCUCGCCAUGCCCGGGGAGGACCUGAAGCUCACCCUCAUCUUGCGGCAGCCAAUGAUCUUAGAAAAAGGCCAGCGUUUCACCCUGAGGGACGGCAACCGGACCAUUGGCACUGGCCUUGUCACCGACACGCCGGCCAUGACCGAGGAGGACAAGAACAUCAAAUGGAGUUGAGUCGGGACCUCCGCCAGGGCUCUCUUGUGUUCCGGGCUGCACUGGCCCAUGUUCUCUCCUACCUCUCUGGCGCCCCGGUCCCAGGGCAGACGCUGCAGCCCAGCCGAGUUACAGCUAGACUGACACUUCCCCUGGCCAGAGGGCCACACGGCUGGCCAGGUGAGGUAGGUCAAUAAACUGUUCUGUAAAUAGAAA
Phacochoerus africanus (Common warthog) is the source of this 1676-nucleotide messenger RNA. It is a transcript of the gene TUFM, whose product is annotated as Tu translation elongation factor, mitochondrial. NCBI's taxonomy places the organism in Eukaryota, Metazoa, Chordata, Mammalia, Artiodactyla, Suidae. Gene Ontology annotation, molecular function: translation elongation factor activity; GTPase activity; GTP binding. The coding region runs from base 123 to 1481 and encodes 452 amino acids. Gene Ontology annotation, cellular component: mitochondrion. Gene Ontology annotation, biological process: mitochondrial translational elongation. The transcript has 10 exons. The record is from RefSeq and is a predicted model, not a curated record.